UUAUAGUAGUUAGUAGAACAUGAUAACAUAAUCCGUAUUCCCCCUUUCGAAUUUUGGUCUAUUCCUUGAUUCUCUUUGUAUGUGAACCUUUUCGCUCUUAACACCUACUGUAUUCUUAUAAAAUUCGGAGGAAUUUAGGGUUCGGAUAAGAUAGAAUCAUCACCCGUAUUUUGAGUUUAGAGAUUGGUGGUGAAAUCUUGCUCUUCCAAGUUUGAACUUUUUUUUUCCUUUCAUGUUGGAUCCUUUGAUUGGACAGUUUAUAAAGAUUUGAUAGAAGUUUUUUCCUUUUUAUUGUUCUCCAAUAUUUUAGUUUAGUUUAUGUAUAUAUUCUUCUCAAACCAGCUGUUAUAAGUGGAACCCUGUUCAUAUUUAUACAUAUACUGUUUGGGAACUUAACUUUUUCUCUUUGAGUUACUUCUGUGGAUGAGUUUUAUCCAUCUAAUUGGAUUUGGCUUAAAAGUGGGACACCUUCUUCUGAUGCUAUGUUGCUCGUUUCUAUCAGUGAUCUCCGUGAAUCGUUUCACUAAUUGUAUAGAGAUGAAGCCUAAAAGUGGUGUGAAGAUUUGGAUGAAAUUUCUUGAGAUCUUUUCAGGGAACGCUUGCAAGAUCCAUCAUCACUACUAUCAAUAUAUUGGUUCAAGGGAAGUUAGAAAAGCAUGGUCGAGGAAGCUCUUGAUCUUAUGGUUUGUAUUUGGUACAAUUCUUUCUUUGUGGUUCUUUUGGUAUCUGAGAUCUCAAGCUAUGGAAAAGAGGAAAGAAACAUUAGCGAAUAUGUGCGAUGAAAGAGCUAGAAUGCUUCAAGAUCAGUUCAAUGUCAGCAUGAAUCAUGUUCAAGCUUCGAUUUUGAUCUCAACUUUUCACCAUGGUAAAAACCCUUCAGCAAUUGAUCAGGAUACGUUUGCAAGGUACACGGAAAGAACUGCUUUUGAGAGGCCACUUACAAGUGGGGUGGCGUAUGCAGUAAGAGUACUUCAUUCAGAAAGAGAAGAAUUUGAGAAGCAACACGGAUGGAGCAUAAAAAAGAUGACCCCAGUUAAUAAAGACGAGUAUAACCCUGAAGAAUUGGAGCCAUCACCCAUUCAACAAGAAUAUGCCCCUGUUAUCUUUGCACAAGAUACUGUUGCUCAUGUCAUUUCUCUUGAUAUGAUGUCUGGCAAGGAAGAUCGUGAAAACGUAUUGCGUGCAAGGGCAUUAGGAAAAGGUGUCCUGACAGCCCCUUUGGAUCUUAUAAAGUCAAACCGUCUUGGAGUUAUAUUGACUUUUGCGGUUUAUAAACGCGAUCUUCCCUCCAACGCGACACCAGAGGAAAGAAUCGAAGCAACUGAUGGGUAUCUUGGUGGAGUUUUUGAUAUUGAAUCGUUGGUGGAGAAGUUACUUCAACAACUUGCAAGCAAGCAAACGAUUUAUGUGAAUGUUUUUGAUACGACUAAUAUAUCAAAUCCUAUUAGUAUGUAUGGUACCAAUGUUUUAGACACUGGUUUGCAACAUGUUAGCCCUCUCAACUUUGGUGACCCCUCAAGAAAGCAUGAGAUGCGUUGCAGAUUCAAACAAAAACCACCAUGGCAAAUCUUGGCAAUAUCAACUGCUUUUGGAAUCAUUGUGAUCACAUUACUUGUUGGACAUAUCUUUCAUGCAACUGUAAAUAGAAUAGCCAAAGUUGAAGAUGAUUAUCACGAGAUGUCAGAGCUCAAAAUACGCGCUGAGGCUGCUGACGUGGCAAAAUCACAGUUUCUCGCUACUGUUUCCCACGAGAUUAGAACUCCAAUGAACGGUGUUCUUGGGAUGUUGGAUAUGCUGAUGGACACUGUUCUUGAUGUAACACAACAAGAUUAUGUUAGAACAGCUCAAGCAAGUGGAAAAGCUCUUGUUUCACUCAUAAAUGCAGUUCUUGAUCAAGCCAAAAUUGAAUCUGGCAAGUCUCAAGAAAAGGGAAUCGAGUUGGCGGUUUACAUAUCCGAGAAGGUUCCGGAAACUUUGAUCGGUGAUCCAGGGCGAUUUCGUCAAAUCAUCACAAAUCUCAUGGGGAAUUCUAUUAAGUUCACGGAGAAAGGGCACAUCUUUGUAACGGUGCAUCUUGUUGAAGAAGUAAUGGAGUCGAUAGGAGUAGAAACGGAACCAUCAAAAAAAGACACAUUGAGUGGACUGCCUGUAGCCGAUAGAAACCGAAGCUGGGAGGGGUUCAGACCUGCAAUGGGAAUAUCCGAUUCCAUUACUUUGAUCGUAUCAGUCGAGGACACCGGCAUCGGAAUCCCAACCGAAGCCCAACCUCGGAUCUUUACUCCAUUUAUGCAAGUGGGCCCCUCCAUUUCCCGUAUACAUGGAGGAACCGGAAUCGGGUUAAGCAUCAGCAAGUGUUUAGUCAACUUAAUGAACGGUGAGAUCGGGUUCCAUAGCAUCCCCAAGAUCGGGUCUACUUUCACCUUCACCGCUGUUUUCGGGUUCGAUAGCAUCCCAAAAGUCAACGGCCAGUCAAAAUCAGAGUUUCGUGGCAUGAAAGCAAUCAUUGUCGACCCGAGACACGUACGGGCCGAGGUAUCAAGAUAUCACAUCCAACGGUUAGGAAUGAAAGUAGAAAUCAUCCCGAGUUUGAUCAACAACUCGGUGUCCACAAACGCAAGUAAAGUCAUUUUUUUAAUCGAAGAGGAUGUUUUGGAUCAAGAUUCAAGAACAACAACUGUAAACCACAAGAUUCCGGCGAAGAUGUUUCUGUUAACGAAUUCAAUCGGUGGGUCCUGGAAAACCGGGCUCCCGGUGAUCACGAAGCCGUUGAGGGUGAGCAUGUUGGCGGCGGCGUUACAGCGGGCGAUGGGCGGCGGAAGCAGUGUGAGAAACGGGGAGGUCCCGAAGGUGUCUUUGUCAAAGUUGUUGGUUGGCCGGAAAAUAUUGGUGGUGGAUGAUAAUAAUGUCAACCUUCGGGUGGCGGCAGGGGCGUUGAAGAAGUAUGGGGCGGAGGUGGUGUGUGCUGAUAGCGGGAGGAAGGCUAUCUCGCUGCUAGAACCGCCUCAUUCCUUUGAUGCUUGUUUCAUGGAUAUUCAAAUGCCGGAAAUGGAUGGGUUUGAAGCAACAAGAAUGAUUCGGGAGGUGGAAUACAGCAUUAAUAAUCGUAUGCAAAACGGGAAUAUAUCCAAGUGGCAUGUCCCGAUUUUGGCUAUGACUGCUGAUGUGAUUCAAGCUACACAUGAACAAUGCAUUAACUCUGGAAUGGAUGGCUAUGUUUCUAAGCCAUUUGAAGCCAAUCAACUUUAUCAAGAAGUGUUUUGGAAACGGGGUUCAAAUUCUUCACGAAGGAAACUAGAUGUGGUGACGAUAUAGUGUGUACAUAUGGAAGUCAUUUAUUGGUGGAGAUUUGUAUGUUUUGUAGAGCAAGUUAGAUACAGAAACCAAUUCAUUUUCCUCCACGUUGUUUUGAUCUAUUCGGUGGUUGACUUUGUGUAGUCAACUCAUGGACUCCGGUUGUUGUAGAGUUUGAAUUAGUCAUAUGGCAUCCCCACAAGAGAGGGUGAAGGAAGGAAGAAAGGAAGGAAUGUAUUGUGGUAUAUAUUUGUUGUAAGUUGAAAAUAAAUACGGUUACAUGUAUUUAGUAGUAAUAUAUACGUAUGGAGUACAAGUUUCAGGUUGAAGGUGGUUUUAGGACACGCCGAAAGUUUAUUUGAUACACUUUGGUAAAUUUGUGUAAAUAAAUAUGCGAGCGAAUUCGGUUGUCAUUUUGAAUUUGGAACAGUAUGUAAUGUUUUUCGUGGUCAUUGUAUGUAAAUAGAUUCCCUCAUUAAUGAUGAUGGC
Messenger RNA from Lactuca virosa, 3780 nucleotides. Lineage: Eukaryota; Viridiplantae; Streptophyta; Magnoliopsida; Asterales; Asteraceae. The record is from the annotation of a GenBank genome assembly.